CCCAUCCCAAGAAAAUCUCAAACAACUACACCAACCAAAAGACCAAACCAACCUCUCUCCCGAAAAAGAAACAAAGAAAUAUCGCAAAUGGUUUUCUCCGGCGUUCCCGCAACCGACGGAGGACUCGAACCCGACUCCGAAUCCGCGCCCCUCGUCCGCUCCCCUCUGAAACCCGCAAAGCCAGAAGACAAAUUCCACUUGGCCUAUAUCAUCUACUUCACAUUAGGCGUCGGAUUCCUCCUCCCAUGGAACGCCUUCAUCACCGCCGUUGACUAUUUUUCCUACCUUUAUCCGGAAGCCUCUGUCGACCGUGUCUUCGCCGUCGUUUACAUGUUGAUCGGCCUCGGCUGCCUCUUGAUCAUUGUGUUUUAUGCUCACAAGAGUGAAGCUUACGUGCGAAUCAACGUCGGGUUGGGCCUGUUCGUGGUUUCCCUGCUCGUUGUGCCCGUUAUGGAUGCUGUUUAUAUAAGGGGUCGGGUCGGGUUGUAUGACGGAUUUUACGUUACGGUUGUGGUUGUCGGUUUGGCGGGUGUAGCGGAUGCGCUUGUUCAAGGUGGGCUCAUUGGGGCGGCUGGUGAAUUGCCUGAACGCUACAUGCAGGCUAUUGUUGCAGGAACCGCCGGUUCUGGUGUACUUGUUUCAGUGCUACGGAUCCUGACCAAAGCUGUUUUUCCGCAAGAUGCUGAUGGCCUGAGAAAAAGUGCCAAUCUUUACUUUUCUACUAGUAUUGUGGUUAUGGUCAUAUGCAUUGUCUUGUACAAUGUGGCACACAGACUUCCGAUUAUGAAGUACUACAAGGAGUUGAAAAUGGAGGCUGUUAAGGAGGAGAAAGAGGAGAAAGGUCCCCUGACCGGCCCUGUUUGGAGAGCAGCCUUGUGGAAUAUAGUAGGGACAGUCAAGUGGUAUGGAUUCGGGAUUAUCCUCAUAUACGUUGUGACUUUGUCUAUAUUUCCAGGAUAUAUCACAGAGGACGUGCACUCAUUGAUUCUCAGGGACUGGUAUCCAGUCCUCCUUAUUACGGGCUACAAUGUGUUUGACCUUGUUGGGAAAUCAUUGACUGCAGUUUAUCUCCUUGAAAAUACAAAGGUUGCAAUUGCUGCAUGUGUUGUGAGGUUACUUUUCUUUCCCCUCUUCAUAGGUUGCUUGCAUGGUCCUCAAUUCUUCCGGACUGAGAUUCCUGUCUCAAUACUGACUUGCCUUCUGGGGCUUACUAAUGGCUACUUGACAAGUGUGUUAAUGAUCUUGGCUCCCAAAUCUGUUCAGAUACAGCAUGCAGAGACUGCUGGCAUUGUUAUUGUAUUGUUUCUAGUUAUUGGUCUGGCAUCAGGAUCAGUCAUAGCUUGGUUCUGGGUGAUCUGAUAUUCAAGCAUUGUCAUUCUUAUAUUAAGCCAGAUCCCAAAAACAGGUGAUUGGCAUGGAUUGUCUUAGUGAUGUUUUUCACCUCUGUAAAGCUGUGUAAACGUCACUUUUAGUAGCAUUGUUUCUUCAGAUUGUACGGUGAAUCCUGUAGGGCUGUACCUAUAGUGUGCAAAUCGUCUAUAUCCUGUAUCUUAUCAGAAAUUGUAACAAAUGAAAUAAUUGGUUGUUAUCCAGUUUCAAUUCUAUGAUGAGUAGAGCAAA
Molecule: messenger RNA, 1620 nt
Organism: Theobroma cacao (cacao)
Lineage: Eukaryota; Viridiplantae; Streptophyta; Magnoliopsida; Malvales; Malvaceae
Gene: ENT1
Product: equilibrative nucleotide transporter 1
Biological process (GO): nucleoside transmembrane transport
Cellular component (GO): plasma membrane
Molecular function (GO): nucleoside transmembrane transporter activity
Source: RefSeq, a predicted model, not a curated record